AAAAGAAAAAUCAUGGAGAUGUGGACAAGAAGAUUACAGGGAAAAGUUCACGCAAGAAUACUGCUUGAUUUUUGCCUCUGUGUCCACUUGAUGGAUCUUCGAAAACAUGUUUUAUACUUCGUUUGGUUCAGAUUGUGAUAGUGAUAGUGAUAGUGAUUCUAUUUUUUGUUCGACUUCGUUCAGGAAAGCUCCCGAAAUUUGCUGAUCUUUGUGCGAUCAUUUUCCUCUCUGCACUGAAAAAAUUGUUGCAACCUAAAAUUCGAGCAGGAAGUUAAGGGAAAACUAUGCAUACUACGAUCAGUUUUUCUAGGAUGAAAUUGAUUCAGUGGUAUGGAAUUCUAUUUAAGAACCAAUUGUCCAGAAUUUGCGUUGGGAAAACUUUAAUCUAGAUCAGAUCCUUUAGGCGCUGUGAUUGCUUCAAAGAUGGGCACGUCUGAAGCUCUGCAGAUCUUUUCAGGGGUCAUACCUCGUGCUUUAUGUUCAAAGCCCUAUUUGAACAAUUUGGACUCCACAUUUUCUUUUAAAUCACAAGUAAAAUUUGCGGAAAAAAGAGUCCUGAGAUAUAUGCAUUUGUCAAAAUGCUCAAGUAGGAUAUUACAAGAGAUAGAAACAGGCUUUAGUGGGAAAACGAAAGGUAAUCAUCGUCUGUUAUACAGAUGCAAAUGCCAACAAGCAGAAAGUGCUAGUGGUAUGAUUCCAGAAGGUGGAAAUGGAGCAUGGUUCAAGGAUGGUGCAAAGAUACCAAAGUCGAUCACCAGCAUUCAGAAUGGAUCAAAUGCUUCGGAGUUUCAAGAUGUUCAGUUUGCAAAUCAGGAAAUCAAGAGCUCAGUAUCUAAUGAUACAAAUGGAGAAGUUAGAGAUUCAUUUCAAAAGAUUAGUAUUGAAUCCAUUGAGGAUGAGGCAUGGGACUUGCUUCGUGAAUCCAUUGUUUAUUACUGUGGCAGCCCAGUUGGAACGAUUGCAGCAAGGGACCCUACUUGCUCUAAUUCACUGAAUUAUGAUCAGGUCUUUAUACGUGAUUUUAUACCUUCUGGUAUAGCUUUUUUAUUGAAGGGAGAGUACGAUAUUGUUCGCAAUUUUAUCCUCCACACGCUUCAGUUGCAGAGCUGGGAGAAAACUAUGGACUGUCACAGUCCUGGUCAAGGAUUAAUGCCUGCUAGUUUCAAAGUCCGAAUAGUUCCUUUAGAUGGUGACGACUCUGCGACAGAAGAGGUUUUGGAUCCAGACUUUGGGGAGGCAGCAAUUGGCCGUGUUGCACCUGUCGACUCAGGAUUGUGGUGGAUAAUUUUAUUGCGUGCAUAUGGGAAAUGCUCUGGCGAUCCCUCAGUCCAGGAGAGAGUUGAUGUUCAAACUGGGAUCAAAAUGAUCUUGAGGCUUUGCCUAGCUGAUGGUUUUGACAUGUUCCCUACUUUAUUGGUAACUGACGGUUCUUGUAUGAUAGAUCGGCGUAUGGGAAUUCAUGGCCACCCUCUCGAAAUCCAAGCACUUUUUUAUUCAGCAUUACUUUGUGCACGAGAGAUGCUUGCUCCAGAAGAUGGGUCAGCUGGUCUUCUCCGUGCGCUUAACAAUCGUUUGGUGGCUCUAUCGUUUCAUAUCAGAGAGUAUUAUUGGGUCGAUUUGAGAAAGCUAAAUGAAAUUUAUCGAUACACGACUGAAGAGUAUUCAUACGAUGCAGUCAACAAAUUCAACAUCUACCCUGAUCAAAUUCCUUCUUGGUUGGUGGAAUGGAUCCCCAAUAUAGGAGGUUAUCUACUUGGUAAUCUUCAACCGGCUCACAUGGAUUUCCGGUUCUUUUCUCUAGGAAAUUUGUGGUCCAUAGUAAGUGGUCUUGCUACAAUAGAACAGUCUCAUGCCAUUUUGGAUCUCAUUGAAUCCAAAUGGGAGGAUCUGGUUGCAGACAUGCCAUUCAAGAUUUGUUACCCUGCCCUUGAAGGUCGGGAAUGGCAGAUUAUCACUGGCAGCGAUCCCAAAAACACGCAAUGGUCAUACCAUAAUGCAGGCUCGUGGCCAACAUUGCUGUGGCAGCUCACAGUUGCAUGCAUAAAGAUGGAUAGACCAGAAAUUGCAGCACGAGCCAUUGAGAUCACCGAGCGACGUUUGGCUAGAGAUAAGUGGCCCGAAUAUUACGACACAAAAAAAGGAAGGUUCAUUGGAAAACAAGCACGCCUAUAUCAAACAUGGUCAAUUGCAGGAUACCUCGUGGGCAAGCUUCUGCUCACCGAGCCAAGUAAGGCAAAAAUUUUAAUAACCGAAGAGGACUCGGAUCUCAUCAAUGCCUUCUCCUGCAUGAUCAGUGCCAGCCCGAAACGAAAGCGUGGUCAAAAGAGCUCAAGUCCAAGCUACUUAGUUUAAGUUGUCCGAAUUUAUGCUGUCGAAAUUCAAUACUUGUGUAGGUAAUUGUAGCGUAUUGGUUAUCUACCAUUUGUUGUGCGAGUAGGUUGUGAUUAUGUAACUUGCUCACAGAUAUAGCUAUGUAUGUCAAUUUUGUCCAAUCGAUGUCUUGUAACUGGUGUGAGUUGAGUUCAAACAAAAAUAAUGUAAAUUUAUAUCCCAAGUUCACUCCAUU
This is a messenger RNA of Cucurbita moschata (crookneck pumpkin), 2566 nucleotides long. RefSeq names its product neutral/alkaline invertase 3, chloroplastic-like. The coding region runs from base 424 to 2352 and encodes 642 amino acids. The record is from RefSeq and is a predicted model, not a curated record. The transcript has 8 exons. Gene Ontology annotation, cellular component: chloroplast. Lineage: Eukaryota; Viridiplantae; Streptophyta; Magnoliopsida; Cucurbitales; Cucurbitaceae. Gene Ontology annotation, molecular function: endo-alpha-N-acetylgalactosaminidase activity; sucrose alpha-glucosidase activity. Gene Ontology annotation, biological process: sucrose catabolic process.